Molecule: messenger RNA, 1350 nt
Organism: Penicillium daleae
Lineage: Eukaryota; Fungi; Ascomycota; Eurotiomycetes; Eurotiales; Aspergillaceae
Product: glycoside hydrolase family 5 protein
Exons: 5
Coding region: 1-1350 (449 amino acids)
Biological process (GO): glucan catabolic process
Cellular component (GO): extracellular region; cell surface
Molecular function (GO): beta-glucosidase activity
Source: RefSeq, a predicted model, not a curated record
AUGGCCACUGGAAUUCUUUGCGUGAAGGACAACACUGUCGUCGACGGCAAUGGUCAGCAAGUGGUUCUGCGCGGAGCAGCGAUUGGAGGAUGGAUGAACAUGGAGAACUUCAUCACCGGAUUCCCUGGUCAGGAAUCACAGCACCGAGCGGCCAUGCGCCGAGUCCUUGGCACCCAGAAAUACGAGUUUUUCUUCGACAAGUGGCUGGAGAACUUCUUCACUGAUGCGGACGCAAAGUUCUUUUCAAGUCUGGGUCUCAAUUGUCUCCGGAUUCCGUUUAAUUAUCGCCACUUUGAAGAUGAUAUGGCGCCGCGGGUCCUCAAGCCCGCUGGUUUCAAGCAUCUUGAUCGGGUGAUUGAUUUGUGCGCUGCACGCGGUAUUUACACCAUCUUGGAUAUGCAUGCCGUCCCCGGUGGUCAGAAUCCAGAUUGGCAUUCGGACAAUCCCACGAGCUAUGCAGCGUUCUGGGACUACAAGGAUCAUCAGGAUCGGACGGUGUGGCUCUGGCAGCAGAUUGCGGCUCGGUAUAAGGAUAAUCCUUGGGUCGCUGGGUAUAACCCUCUCAACGAGCCAUGUGAUCCUGAGCAUGUGCGACUUCCCGCGUUCUAUGAGCGAAUUGAAAAGGAAAUUCGUUCAGUUGAUCCUCAUCAUAUACUCUGGUUGGAUGGGAAUACCUUUGCCAUUGAGUGGAAGGGGUUCGAUAAGGUGCUGCCGAAUUGUGUUUACGCCAUGCAUGAUUACUCGACAAUGGGCUUCCCCACUGGUGAUUCCUACAAGGGUACUCCAGAACAAAAGGAAUCUCUCGAACGACAGUACCUCCGCAAAGCGGAAUUCAUGGUCCAAAAUGACACUGCCAUCUGGAAUGGCGAAUUCGGUCCCGUCUACGCAGACCCAGCUCUUGAUGCUGACGCAGAAACCAUUAAUCAAGACCGAUACAACCUGCUCGGUGAGCAGCUACGGAUCUACGAUAAGUACAACAUUAGCUGGUCAAUCUGGCUCUACAAGGAUAUCGGCCUGCAGGGCAUGCUCUAUACCAACCCACAGAGUAAAUGGAACAAAACCAUUCAGCCACUCCUUGAAAAGAAGCGCAUGUUCUGGCUGGACAAAUGGGGGCGGCGACCUGCUUCGGAACCAGAAGCUGCACUGCGACCUUUGCUGGACUGGAUUGAUCGUGUUAGCCCGACGGCCAAGUUGACGUACCCAACCUCCUGGAAUACGGAGUUGCAUGUGAUGCGCAGGAUCCAUGAGAAGGAGCUUGAGGAGCUUGCGAGGAGCUUCCAUUUUGAUGAAUGUGUGCAGCGUGAAGGGUUGAAUCAGAUUCUGAAGGAUCAUGCCCGAGCAUCAAAGUGA